ACCGUGUCUCGCUCUCGCUUUCUCCGACUCCGGCUCCGAGUCUUGAGUCUCCUCGUCAACCUCCCUCGCAUACUCGCAUCCAACCAGCUCCAUCCGAGAGAGCGCCGGCAGCCGCCCCGUCGGAGGCGGCAUCUCGAGCUCCGGCGCGAGGAGGGCAGCCAGUUACCGCGUCGCCACGAGCUCGCGUCCGCGAAAGUUUCCGUCAGCUUUUGAUCGUCAGGCUCAAGGCAUGGCUAGGUCCGCGGGGAUUGUGGUGAGCGCAUCCAUGGGGGUGAUGAAACCCCUGCUUGCAAAGCUAACCACUCUGAUGGGCGACGAGUACAAGAAGCUCAAGGGGGUCAGGAAGCAGGUGUCCUUCCUUAAGGAUGAGCUCACCACCAUGAGUGCUUUUCUUGAGAAGCUAGCUUUCAUGGAUGAUGAUGGUGGUGAGCUCGAUCCGCUGGUGAAGGACUGGAGGAACCAUGUCAGAGAGAUGACCUAUGACAUCGAGGACUGCAUCGAUGACUUCAUGCAUCAGCUUGGUGGUGGUGCUGAUGCAUCUGGUUUCCUCCAGAAGACGGCUCGCCGUCUCAAGACGCUGCGCGUGCGCCAUCAGAUUGCCAACCAGAUCGACGAGAUCAAGGCUCGUGUGAUCGAGGUAAAUCAGCGCCGCAAGAGGUAUGAGCUUGAUGGAUGCAGCAAUUCCAGAGCUUCUGACCCUGUGGUUGUAGAUCCUCGCUUAACAUCGCUCUACCAAAAGGCUGAUAAUCUUGUGGGUAUUGAUGGCCCAACAGAAGAGCUAAUCCAAUUGUUGACAGAUGCAGGGCAGCAGAAGCUCAUGGUGGUGUCCAUUGUGGGAUUUGGGGGUCUUGGUAAAACAACACUUGCCAAACAGGUUUAUGAUAAGAUCGGACAGCAAUUUGACUGCAAGGCGUUCGUUUCCGUUUCCCAAAGACCUGAUAUUGCAAGACUACUCAGCACCAUACAGUCAAAACUUAACAUACAGGAGUCUUCCCAAGCUCAUGAGGUGCAAGACAUCAUCGACGGCAUUAGAUACUAUUUGGGAAAUAAGAGGUAUCUUAUCGUAGUUGAUGACUUGUGGAAACGAGAAGCAUGGGAUAUUAUUAGCUGUGCUUUUCCAGAAAAUGCUAAUGGUAGCAGAGUGAUAGUAACCACCCGUGUUGAAGAUGUGGCUUGUUGGGCAUGUAGCAACCAUCAAUACAUUCACAGAAUGAAGCCCCUCAAUAGUGAGGACUCAAAAAGAUUGUUCUUUAAAAGAGUAAUUCGAUCCAAGGAUGGUUGCCCCUCACAGUAUGAAGAAGUUUCAGCCGAAAUCUUAAAAAAGUGUGGAGGUUUGCCACUUGCAAUAAUUACUAUAGCCAGCCUAUUAGCUUGUGAACAGGCAAGAAUAAUGCAAGAAUGGGAGAGUAUACGGAAUUCUUUGGGCACCCCAUUUGGCACAAAUCCAAGCUUGGAAGGCAUGAGGCAAAUUCUAAACCUGAGCUACAAGAAUCUUCCUCUUCAUCUUAGAACAUGCCUCUUGUAUCUCGCCAAAUACCCAGAGGACUCCAGUAUCGACAGGGAUGAUGUGGUUAGACAGUGGAUAGCCGAAGGCUUCGUUAGGAGCUCUCCCGGGCAAGAUUUGGAGGAUGUUGGCAAGAGCUAUUUCAAUGAGCUUAUCAAUAGGGGUUUGAUUCAGCCAGAGCAAAAUAAUUAUGGAGUGGUGAUGGGUUGCAGGGUGCAUGAUAUGAUGCUUGAUCUGAUCCUUAGCAGGUGCAAGGAGGAUAAUUUUAUCAGUGUUGCGUACAGCUGUGAAGAGUAUAUGCUCAUAGCCGGGCAGCACGGGUACAACUACAAUAAGGUCCAUCGACUGUCCGUGCAGUCAAUGGAUUCAGAAUCAGAUUGCACAAUAUUAAUGGAGGGUGGGGUCAUUCCUGCUCGCCUGGCUCACGUUCGAUCAGUUUCUCUGUUUGGAAAGCAUCCAAGAGAGCUCCCAUUGCUGCUGCCGUUGUUUAAAUAUCUCCGGGUACUGCAUAUAACGUUCUAUCUCCUCGAUCAAGCCGAUCUCACUGCCAUCAGACAUCUGGUUCAACUAAGGUAUUUGUUGUUUGUGUCACAUUGUUUCAAGGUAGAGCUCCCUAGUAGAAUAUGUGGCCUUGUGCAUUUGGAGACGCUGGAAAUAGUUGCGUAUCAUGCUGUAAGCUUCCCAUCAGAUAUUGUUAGUUUGGCCUGCUUGUCCCACUUGAGGCUUCCACGGGGUGGGCUGCCCAAUGGGAUACCCAAGAUCAAGUCUCUACGCACUCUGGAAAUGUUCCAUCCCCCAGAUAUGGAUAUCAAGGCCCUUGCUGAGUUGACCAAUUUAAGGAAACUGAGUCUCUUCUUUGACCUAGAGGCAACAAUGGGAACGGCUAGUAACCUUAAUGCUCUCGGGUCUUCCAUUGGAAAACUCCAAAACCUCAGAUACUUGGAAUUUACAGUCCCGACUGUUAAAUUUGAUGAUGAUGGCCUGCUGGGUUCAUUGUCUGCUUUUCCUUGCAGUAUUGAGAUACUGAAACUGGAAACUUGGCGCUUCUCCAGAAUUCCCACAUGGAUCAACGCUGAUCUCUGUCACCUCCACCUCCUGGAGCUGCUGGUGUCAGAGACGUGCACCGAUGAGGUUGGUGUUGUUGGAGAGUUGCCCUCCCUCAUCCACCUCCAUUUGCAAGUGGAGCUGAAGAUGAAGGGUACCGUCGUGUUCGGAGCUAGUGGGGGAUCAUUCCCAGCUUUGGAGUCUCUCAUCUUGACCUGUGGUGGAGAUGUUGCCUCACAGCUGGGCUUCCAGGCAGGUGUAAUGCCCAAGCUCCAGAUGCUCGAUGUACGAUUCGAACGUUGUGAUUCGGGCAUUGAUACACCACCUGUUGGCAUGGAGCAUCUCUUGAGCCUCCAACACAUCCGUGUCGAGAUCAAUGUUGAGCUGGAGGACAGAAAAAUUUAUCCUCGGGACACCGCUGAGCAUGUUCUCAGGGAAGCCGCACAAGCGCACCCCAACAAGCCCGCCUUCAAUUUCUAUUUCUUCUCGUAAUUGAUUGAUCCUCUGUCUGAGUUCUUAUCCUAUGUGUGUAUCAGUGUAUGUGCUAAUAAGUAUUGGAAACAGCAACAACGUUGUGAUUUCUGCGACAGCAAAUGGUGAGUGUGCAAAGCCUACCGCCUGUAGGACAAUACAUUAUCAUAGCCAGCAUUUUAAAAAUGUUUCUCCUGUUUGUUCUACAAACGUUAUUAAAAGUGUACUAUACAGAGCAUUUCAGCAUUAUCAUAUCCUGUUUGUUUUA
Oryza sativa Japonica Group (Japanese rice) is the source of this 3287-nucleotide messenger RNA. RefSeq names its product disease resistance protein RGA5-like. Gene Ontology annotation, molecular function: ADP binding. Lineage: Eukaryota; Viridiplantae; Streptophyta; Magnoliopsida; Poales; Poaceae. The record is from RefSeq and is a predicted model, not a curated record. Gene Ontology annotation, biological process: defense response to other organism.